This is a messenger RNA of Lactuca saligna, 1681 nucleotides long. NCBI's taxonomy places the organism in Eukaryota, Viridiplantae, Streptophyta, Magnoliopsida, Asterales, Asteraceae. The record is from the annotation of a GenBank genome assembly.
AUGUGGUGGGGAGGAAGUACGGUUUCGAGGCCAAGCGUGACAAGUUAUUUGCGCCAGAUUCAUCGAUUUUUCUAUCGUAUUGUUGAUCUCUUGUUCUUUACGAAAUUGUUGAGAUGUCGUACUCGAGGAGAUCUAGGUACUCCCCUUCUCCUUCACCACCACACAAGCGCUAUGGCAGGUCUCUGUCAAGGUCCAGAUCAAGCUCAAGGAGUCGGAGCUAUGAUUAUGAGCCAAGUGACAUUGAAAACCCUGGAAACAAUUUGUAUAGGGAAAGGUGGAAGACGUUCACCUGGUGAUGGAUCCUUGGACUCGAGAAUCUCGUGGAUUUGGUGGAGAAGCAUAGCUUCUUGUUCAUCUUCUUCAUCAAAGUUCCAAACUAACAAGUCACAAGCAAAUGCCAGACUAUCAACCCAGAGGGCGAGAAGGCGGAGAGGCAGAACACCAACUCCAGGAAGGUAUCUUGGGCUAAGGAGUGCACGUCGGCGUCAUCGAUCCCCAACCUACUCUCCACCACGUUCGCGUAGGAGGAGGAGGAGCUAUUCUCCUGGUUUCUCGUCUGAUAGUGAUGGGAGUAGGAGCAGGAGGAGGUCAUAUUCACCAUAUUAUUACAGAAGGCGUGGGCGUGGAAGGUCCAGGUCCUACUCACAAGCUUCUAGAAGCAGCCCAGAAGAUGGUUACUACAGGAGGGGUAGGGGUAGGGGUAGGGGGAGUGAUCGUUAUAGGUCUUACAGCCCAGAUUAUGACAGGAGGUAUAGGAGCAGAUCAAGGGACUCUUCUUCACCCGAGUAUGAGUACAGCAGGAGGAGGAGUUAUCGGUGUAUAUCUCCUCGGAGUGUGUCUUCUUCCCCAACAACAAGGAGGAGUAGGAGGAGGAGGAGUUGCUCUUCUAGCAUGUCGCCGGUUAAGUCAAAGAGAAGCUAUUCAAGUGUUUCUGUGAGUAGUAGAUCUAGGAGCCCUGCUGCUGGCUAUUCCAUUUCCAGUAGGAGCAGCAGUCUCAGCUCUAGGUCCACUGCUUCUUCUGACUAUACAAAACAAAAUAAGAAUAUUCAUUAACUUUUUUCUCUAUGGACUCUGGCUAUGCAUGCUUAUUGAUUUACAACAUACAUGUACUGAUUGUCACUUUUAUUUCAAACAACUUUCUUUGCCUACCUACUUCUGUUUUGCUAAAUGUGUUUGAUUCAUUAAAUCAUCCACUUUUUGCCUUUGGAUGUGGUAGCAGAUUAGUGUAUGUUCCUGGUUGCUUUUGAGUUUUGACAAACCCUUCAUCGACCUUGAGGAACAAUAAUUUUCAUGUUUGUGCUUUAGCCCAUAAUAUAUAGCUCCCUUUUUCAGCUUGUAAUAAACUUUAUCUUCCUCACCAAAAAGUCUACAAUCCAUAUGGCCAUACCUCCACUUCUUGUUUAUGAAUCACAAAUGCCAUACUUCGCUCCGCAUGUAGGAAGGACAUUCGCUUUAAUACUUGAAAAACUCCCUUGUGUUGUGUAUAAUGUAUAUAACAGGGAAAAACAAUCCAAAGACCCGAUUUGAGUUUGACAAAAAAAAAGAAAAACAGAAGAAGAGUGGUUUGGACUUGGUUAGAUGAUGUAGUAAAAUAUGAUUAUACAAGCUGCCUGCUACAUCUUGUACAAGAGGAAUGAAACCCAUCACAAAUUUGUAUUAUUAUGAUCAACCACAAUACAAG